Molecule: messenger RNA, 5003 nt
Organism: Labrus bergylta (ballan wrasse)
Lineage: Eukaryota; Metazoa; Chordata; Actinopteri; Labriformes; Labridae
Gene: pds5a
Product: PDS5 cohesin associated factor A
Biological process (GO): DNA repair; mitotic sister chromatid cohesion
Cellular component (GO): chromatin; nucleus
Source: RefSeq, a predicted model, not a curated record
UGUAUGACAGUAGCCAACACACACACACUCACACACACACUCACACACACACACACCGGUCGUGUUUCACACCUUUUUUUCCCCCAGGCUGGACAUCCAACAACUUUGCGGUGUAGGGAGCUGUAAGAGGCCAGUAGAAGACCGUGUGGACUCUGCACGACAACAAGCAUGGAGUUCCCGCAGCAGCAGAAACCGGCGGGGGACGGAAAGAUCACCUAUCCGCCCGGAGUGAAGGAGAUCACGGACAAAAUCAGCAACGAUGAGGUGGUCAAGCGGUUGAAGAUGGUGGUGAAAACCUACAUGGACAUGGAUCAGGACUCUGAGGAGGAGAAGCAGCAGUAUCUCUCCCUUGCGCUCCACCUGGCCUCUGAGUUCUUCCUCAGGAACCCCAACAAAGACGCACGGCUACUGGUGGCCUGCUGUCUGGCCGAUAUCUUCAGGAUCUAUGCUCCCGAGGCCCCCUACACCUCCCACGACAAACUCAAGGAUAUCUUCUUGUUCAUCACCAGACAGCUUAAGGGACUUGAGGACACAAAGAGCCCGCAGUUCAACAGAUACUUCUACCUGCUGGAGAAUCUGGCGUGGGUGAAGUCGUACAACAUAUGUUUUGAGUUGGAGGACUGCAAUGAGAUUUUCAUCCAGCUUUUUAAAACACUAUUCUCCGUCAUCAAUAACAGCCAUAACCAGAAGGUGCAGAUGCACAUGAUGGACCUGAUGAGUUCCAUUAUCAUGGAGGGAGACGGAGUCACACAGGAGCUCCUGGAUACCAUCCUCAUUAACCUUAUUCCUGCACACAAGAAUCUGAACAAGCAGGCGUACGACCUCGCUAAGACUCUGCUGAAGAGGACGGUGCAGACCAUAGAGACAUGCAUUGCUAACUUCUUCAAUCAGGUUUUAGUGAUGGGAAAGUCAUCAGUCAGCGACCUAUCGGAGCACGUCUUCGACCUCAUCCAGGAACUGUUUGCCAUCGACCCCAUGUUGCUAACAUCUGUCAUGCCACAGCUGGAAUUCAAACUCAAGAGCAACGAUGGCGAGGAGCGUCUAGCUGUAGUUCGGCUGCUAGCUAAGUUGUUUGGGGCCAAGGACUCAGAGCUGGCCUCACAGAACCGACCACUGUGGCAGUGCUUCUUAGGACGGUUUAAUGACAUCCACGUUCCAGUCAGGCUGGAGUGUGUAAAGUUCGCCAGCCACUGCCUCAUGAACCACCCCGACCUGGCCCGGGACCUGACAGAGUUUUUGAAGGUGCGUUCACAUGACCCAGAGGAAGCCAUUCGUCAUGAUGUCAUUGUCACCAUCAUCAACGCCGGGAAGAAAGAUCUUAACUUGGUCAAUGACCAGCUGUUGGGCUUCGUACGGGAAAGGACCUUAGACAAGAGGUGGCGUGUGCGUAAGGAGGCCAUGAUGGGCCUGGCUCAGCUUUUUAAGAAAUACUGUCUGCACCACGAGGCGGGCAAAGAGUCUGCAGCCAAGAUCAGCUGGAUCAAAGACAAACUGCUGCACAUCUACUAUCAGAACAGCAUCGAUGACAAGUUAUUAGUAGAGAAGAUCUUUGCUCAGUACAUGGUCCCUCACAGUCUUGACACCGAGGAGAAGAUGAAGUGUCUGUACUACCUGUAUGCCUGCCUGGACACAAACGCUGUCAAGGCACUGAAUGAGAUGUGGAAAUGUCAGAACAUGCUCAGAGGCCUUGUCAAGGAGCUGCUCGACCUCCACAAGCUGCCGGUGUGUGAGGCCAAUAACACGGCCAUGAUGGGGAAGCUGAUGUGUAUCGCCAAGAAUCUACCAGAUGCAGGAAAGGCCCAGGACUUCAUGAAGAAGUUCAACCAGGUUCUUGGUGAGGACGAGAAGCUCAGGGUCCAGCUGGAGAUGCUCAUCAGCCCGACCUGCUCCUGCAAACAGGCUGAGAUCUGCGUGAGGGAGAUCACUAGGAAGUUAACAUUCCCCAAACAGCCCACCAACCCGUUCCUGGAGAUGGUGAAGUUCCUGCUGGAGCGCAUCGCCCCCGUGCAUAUCGACUCCGAGGCCAUCAGCGCUCUGGUGAAGCUGCUUAACAAAUCCAUUGAGGGUACAGCUGAUGAUGAUGAAGAAGGAGUGACCCCCGAUACAGCCAUCCGCGCUGGUCUGGAGCUACUCAAGGUCCUGUCGUUCACCCACCCAACAGCGUUCCACUCUGCAGAAACCUACGAGUCUCUGCUCCAGUGUUUAAAGAUGGAGGAUGAGAAAGUGGCAGAGGCAGCCAUCCAGAUCUUCAGGAACACGGGGCAGAAGAUUGAAACAGAGCUACAACAGAUAAGAUCGACUCUGAUUCCCGUCCUGCAUCAGAAAGCCAAGCGGGGCACACCUCAUCAGGCCAAGCAGGCCGUCCACUGUAUCCAUGCCAUCUUCAACAACAAGGAAGUGCAGCUAGCACAGAUUUUUGAGCCUCUCUCUCGUAGUCUGAACGCUGACGUCCCUGAGCAGCUCAUCACUCCCCUCGUGUCCCUGGGCCACAUCUCCAUGCUGGCUCCAGAUCAGUUCGCUUCACCAAUGAAGUCCAUUGUUGCUAACUUCAUCGUCAAGGACUUGCUCAUGAACGACAGGUCUGUGGGAAACAAGAAUGGAAAGCUGUGGUCGGCUGAUGAGGAGGUUUCCCCUGAGGUCCUAGCUAAAGUGCAGGCCAUCAAGCUGCUUGUGCGUUGGCUACUAGGAAUGAAGAACAACCAAUCCAAGUCAGCAAACUCAACCCUGCGCCUGCUGUCAGCCAUGCUGGUUAGUGAGGGAGACCUCACAGAGCAGAAGAAGAUCAGUAAGUCGGACAUGUCUCGUCUGCGGCUGGCUGCAGGUGGAGCCAUCAUGAAGUUGGCCCAGGAGCCCUGUUACCAUGACAUCAUCACACCCGAACAGUUUCAGCUCUGCGGCCUUGUUAUAAAUGAUGAGUGCUACCAGGUCCGUCAGAUAUAUGCUCAGAAGUUGCACCUGGCUCUGGUCAAACUGACGCUGCCCCUCGAGUACCUGGCUGUCUUCGCCCUGUGUGCCAAGGACCCGGUGAAGGAGCGCCGCGCCCACGCCCGACAGUGCCUCCUCAAAAACAUCUCUGUUCGCAGAGAAUACAUCAAACAGAACCCGCUCGCUCAGGAAAAACUAGUCUCCCUCCUUCCUGAGUAUGUUGUUCCCUACAUGAUCCACCUGCUGGCCCACGACCCAGACUUCACAAAACCACAGGAAUAUGAACAACUCAAAGACAUCAAAGAGUGCUUGUGGUUUAUGCUGGAAGUGUUGAUGACCAAGAAUGAGAACAACAGUCAUGCAUUUCUCAGAAAGAUGGUGGAGAACAUCAAACAGACCAAGGAUGCUCAGUGUCCAGAUGAUAUAAAGGCCAACGAGAAGCUGUAUGUCGUCUGUGAUGUCGCCCUCUUCGUCAUCGCCAACAAGAGCACUGCCUGCCACCUGGACUCCCCGAAAGACCCGAUCCUACCCUCCAAGUUCUUCAUCGUCCAGGACAAGCAGGACUUCAAAAAUGAUAAGGAGUAUCUGUCGACGGAGAUGAGACAAAACCUGCUCACUGGAAAGCCUAAACCUGCCCCCGUGUUGAGCGCCGUGAAUAAGCCUCUGACAGUACCAGGGAGGAGAAUCUUCACCAAGACCACACCUGCCUCAGACACAGCGAGUAACACCAGCACCAACUCCUCCCCGCUAAGCUCCUCCACCAUCAACAAGAACAGCAAUUCUGCCACUGAGUCAUCAGAGAGCCCGGCGCAGGAAAACAACGAGAACCCCGUCAUCAAGAACGACGAGGGCAAGAAGGUGGAGCCCAGUCAGAACACGACCCCUGACGCCGAGACAGGAGCGGUGCCUGUCAAACGACGCGGCCGUCCACCUAAACCGCCUGCUGCACCUGUCGCCGCUGACAAAGAGGGAGCGCCGGCGCCGGUGGCAACAGCAACAACCGGGGCGGGCAGAGGAAGGAAGAGAAUGGCUGAUCAAUGCUCCAACUCAUCUGCAGAGUCAAUCAACGCCAAACUGUCAAAACAGCAGAACGACGAAGGGACAAAGAGACAGAUUGACUUGCAGAGGUGGCUAUUUGUGAGCAGGGAGAUUAAAGAAGUGAGCAAGUGUGUUCCCGGAGAGGACACAGAGAGAGCUGUAGGGUCAGUCGGCCUCCUCCUGGGCAGUGAAGGCGACACUGAGAUAGAGCUGGAGUCCAGCCCUGAGGGUGUCACCUGUGGCAGUGAGGACAGAGAGCGUUCCCCCCAGAGAGAUACAGAGAAGUCUACAAGGAGAGCAGCUCUUUCUGACAGGCAGGGAGAGCCCAGCAGUGGUGACAGGGAGGGCAAGCUGGCAGUAAAGAGGAAACCGGUGAAGGGGAAAUCAAGACAGUAGAUGAAAUGGGCCAGACACUUCCUCGUACCUUCCCGACCGUGCUCACAUGCUCUCUCCGACCUUUAAAGCUUUCCUGGACACGUUAUGGACCUUUCUUAAAACACACACACGUACACACACACAUAACAAACACACACCACUGAUAUCCUAGAAGGUUUUAAAUACCUUAGUCUUGAUUUGAAGCUCAUUGUAUGUAGGUCUUACUUUAAAAAAAAAAAAAAACAUGUUAUUUUUUUUCCUUUGUGUUUGUUGCUCUUUGCUUCUUUUGUGGAGCCAUUUUUAAGAAAAACAAAAAACAGGAUGGACAUUUUACAAACGUUUUAAUCUGGUUAUGAUUGUUGCUUAUUAAAUUCCCUGGGAAAAAAUCCUACUGUACGUGUCCUGACCUCUUCCUCCUUGUGUCUCUCACUCUUUUCUUUUCUUUUUGUCACACCUUUAUUUGUAAAUACCUAUAUGCUAUGCUACCUUGCAGCUAAACCUUUUGGAAUAUCCAGGAUCAUUAAAAGUUGCAGCAGAUGGGUCAAAUAAAGGAAAAACAAAGUGUAAGAUUUGUGCAUUUAUGAAAUAUAUACUGGCACCUGAAGUUUAGGAAGUGUGGUACGUUAGCUUUGUAAUACCAUUAAAAGGCCAGAUAGAAACUCUGA